GAACCAGAACCAGACACAAACACAAACACAAAUACCAACACGCACUAUGGCGACCUCCAGUCUCGACGGCAGCCUUGUCUCCCUGCUUAAAGCCUCCUUCCCUACUGCAGACGUCUCAUCCACCGAUCCCGUCAAAGUCUCUGGUGCCAUCUUCCCCGCUGCCCACUAUACCGACGCUGAAAAGGCUGAGAUCACCCAAUGGCUCAUUACAGCCAGCCAUAUUGCCUCUCCCUCUGAAGACCAGGCGAAGACGGACGAGCGCCUCGCAUCUCUGAACACGCACUUGUCUUCCCGCACAACCCUGCUGGGCAGCAAGCCGUCCGUCGCGGACGUUGCUCUGUAUGAGAAGCUGGCGCCUGUCGUUGGCAAGUGGAGUGCAGAGGAGCGGACUGGGGAGCAGGGAUACCAUCACAUCGUGCGCUUUGUCGACUUUGUGCAGAACGCACCUGUGUUCGGGUUGAAGCUGGACAACAAGGUCACUAUUGAUGCGGACGAAGUGCUCUUCAAGAUCAAGCCAAUCGACGCUAAGGCUGAGAAGGAGCGCAAGAAGAAGGAGAAGGAGGCUGCGGCUGCGGCUGCGGGAGCAGUGGGUGCGGGUGGAGCUACGGCUACGACUCUGACGGGCGAGCAGGCAGAGACGCAGGGCGGACGCAAGAGCAAGAAAGAUAAGGCGAAGGACAAGGUGCACCAGGCGGGCGAGGCUGUGGCCGCGGCGGUAGGCAAGGAGACACCAAUCGCUGCGGAGGGAGGCAACAAGAAGGAAAAGAAGGUGAAGCAGCCGAAGCCGCAGAAAGCGGCGCCUGUCGAAAAGCCACUUUCCCCGUGUCUGAUUGAUCUGCGAGUUGGACACAUCCUCAAGGCUACGACACAUCCCAAUGCCGACAGUCUCUUUGUCAGCACCAUUGCUUGUGGCGACCCAGCAGGAACAGACAAUACGUCUGAGUACGAGGGACAAAUCGUGCGGACGGUGUGCUCUGGGCUGAACGGCCUUAUCCCGUUGGAAGAGAUGCAAAACCGCAAGAUCGUAGCCGUCUGUAACCUGAAGCCAGUCACUAUGCGCGGUAUCAAGUCUGCCGCCAUGGUUCUUGCAGCAUCACCACGAGUCUCUGAAGGCGAAGACAGCCACAAGGGGCCCGUUGAGCUGGUCAAUCCCCCGCCUGAUUCAAAGGCUGGAGACAGAGUCUACUUCGAAGGAUGGGAGGGCGAGCCAGAGCUCGUGCUGAACCCCAAGAAGAAGGUCUGGGAGACCAUUCAGCCUGGCUUCACUACUACUGAUGAUCUGGAGGUUGGCUUCGAGGUCGGUGAGGUGCCGCAAUUGGCGGGGGAGGGCGAGUCGAAGAAGACCGGAUUAAGCAAGCUGAAGACUGCUGCUGGUCUAUGUACCGUCGUAACCCUGAAGGGCGCCACUGUUCGAUAA
Mytilinidion resinicola is the source of this 1417-nucleotide messenger RNA. Its product is annotated as nucleic acid-binding protein. The record is from RefSeq and is a predicted model, not a curated record. NCBI's taxonomy places the organism in Eukaryota, Fungi, Ascomycota, Dothideomycetes, Mytilinidiales, Mytilinidiaceae. Gene Ontology annotation, molecular function: tRNA binding. The coding region runs from base 47 to 1417 and encodes 456 amino acids. Gene Ontology annotation, cellular component: methionyl glutamyl tRNA synthetase complex. The transcript has a single exon.